Messenger RNA from Ailuropoda melanoleuca (giant panda), 443 nucleotides. It is a transcript of the gene UCMA, whose product is annotated as upper zone of growth plate and cartilage matrix associated. The record is from RefSeq and is a predicted model, not a curated record. Gene Ontology annotation, biological process: regulation of osteoblast differentiation; embryonic skeletal system development. NCBI's taxonomy places the organism in Eukaryota, Metazoa, Chordata, Mammalia, Carnivora, Ursidae. The transcript has 5 exons. Gene Ontology annotation, cellular component: extracellular matrix. Bases 27 to 443 code for a protein of 138 amino acids.
CAAACGGAGCCUCAGCCCCUCCAAAAAUGGCCUGGAGACAGCUGCUCCUCGCCUCCUGUCUCUCAGCUGCUGUACUCCUGACCAUGCUGCAGGAGGGGACUGGCGCAUCAGUGGGUACCCGGCAGGUGGCAGGACAAGAGGCCCAGGAAGAUGUAGAACAGAAGAUUUUCAUGCAGGAAUCAGAUGCGUCAAAUUUCCUCAAGAGGCGCGGCAAGCGGUCCCCCAAAUCCCGAGAUGAGGCCAAUGCGGAGAACAGGCAGAAGCUGCGGGCUGAUGAGCUGCGGAGAGAGUAUUACGAGGAACAAAGGAACGAGUUUGAGAACUUCGUGGAGGAGCAAAAUGACGAACAGGAAGAGAGAAGCCGGGAAGCUAUUGAGCAAUGGCGCCAGUGGCAUUAUGAUGGCCUGUACCCAUCAUAUCUCUACAACCGCCACCACAUCUGA